GCCCCCUCCCCAUCCAAGCAGCGGCAGCAGCAAGCAGCACCAUCACCAUCCCGCCGCCGCCGCCGCGCCCCCCCACCCCCCUCUCUCCCCAGCCUUUGUUAGCCAUGCCUAGCUUGGUAGUGUCGGGGAUAAUGGAAAGGAACGGGGGCUUCGGGGAUCUGGGCUGCUUCCCGGGGAGCAGCAAGGACAGGGCGCUGCUGGAGGACGACCGGGCGCUCCAGCUGGCCCUCGACCAGCUCUGCCUGCUGGGCUUGGGGGAGCCUUCGGCCGCCGCCGCCGCCGCCGCCGCCCCCUCCUCCGCCUCGGCCUUGGGGGUCGGGGGGGCGGCGGAGGACAGCAACAACAACAACAACAACCCGCCGGCGCAGACCCCCACGCCGCAGCAGCAGCAGCAGCAAGCCCAGCAGCAGCAGCAGCAAGCGCCGCCGCCGCCGCCGCCUCCUCCGCCGCCUCCGCCGCCGGCCUCGGCCCAGCAGCAGCAGCAGCAGCAGCCCCCGGCGCAGGCGGCCCCCAAAGGGUCCUCCGCGGCGGCGGCGGCGGCCGUGAUCCCUCCUCCCCCGCCGCCCCCGCCGCCGCCGCCGGGAGCCGAGGCCGGCAAGCUGUGCGUCCUCUACAAAGAAGCCGAGCUGCGCCUCAAGAGCAGCUCCAACACCACCGAGUGCGUCCCGGUGCCCAGCUCCGAGCACGUGGCCGAGAUCGUGGGCCGGCAAGGUUGCAAAAUCAAAGCUCUGAGGGCCAAGACCAACACCUACAUCAAGACUCCAGUACGCGGUGAAGAGCCUGUGUUCAUGGUGACUGGGCGGCGGGAGGACGUCGCCAUGGCGAGGAGAGAGAUCAUCUCUGCAGCCGAGCACUUCUCCAUGAUACGGGCCUCUCGUAACAAGGCCGGCACGACUUUCGGCAGUGCCCCAACCUUGCCGGGACAAGUCACCAUCCGGGUCCGGGUCCCAUACCGUGUAGUAGGCUUGGUGGUGGGGCCCAAAGGAGCCACCAUCAAGCGGAUCCAGCAGCAGACCAACACCUACAUCAUCACACCCAGCCGAGACCGGGACCCUGUCUUUGAGAUCACAGGAGCGCCGGGCAACGUGGAGCGAGCCCGAGAGGAAAUCGAAACCCAUAUUGCAGUCCGGACGGGCAAGAUUUUAGAAUACAACAACGAAAAUGACUUCCUGUCCAGCAGUCCUGAUUCGGGCAUGGAGAAUCGUUACUCAGAGGCCUGGCGGGUCCACACUCCAGCUCCUGGCUGCAAGCCUCUCUCCACCUUCCGUCAAAACAGCCUCGGGUGCAUCGGCGACUGCUCUGUGGACCCAGCUUACGAGACUCCCCGGCUGAAUGACCAAAAUGAUUUCAAUUAUAGUUACCUCUUUCCCAACUAUGGUGUCAACAAACAAGAUCUCUACUACGGGGUUCCAGAGUCUGGUGCUCCCUUGUGGGCUGGGCAGGAAAAUACCAACCCUGUUUCUGUCCUCUUCUCUAAGCAGCAACGAUCUAGCAAUACUAGCGCCAUCCAUCCAAACUCGCAUCGUUCCCCGUCCUCUUCUAUACAAGAGCCUACUCUCUCCGGGCUUCCUAGAAGGUCUCAGGGGGAGCCCUUACAAGGGUUUUCCAAACUGGGUGCUUCCGCCACCACCCGGACAUCCAUCUCGAGCAGCCGGGAGUGCAUGGUGUGUUUCGAAAGCGAGGUAACGGCAGCCCUUGUUCCGUGUGGCCAUAAUCUCUUCUGCAUGGAGUGUGCCGUGCGGAUCUGUGAGAGAACUGACCCGGAGUGCCCGGUGUGCCACGCAACAGCCACUCAGGCCAUUAGAAUAUUUUCUUAAAAAGAGACAUUGUUAGGGAAAUUGGAGUGGGUAAAGGGAAGGGAGGGAGGGAAGAGCAGCGAGCAAGAGCGAGAGAAAAAUCCAGACAUCGGAAGAAUGAACAAACAAAUUAGAAAAAGAAAGUUAAUUUAAAGAAGAAGAAGAAGAAGAAGAAGAAAAAUUAUUUUAGGAGCAAUGUAUGUUAUUUUUUAAGAAAAAUAAUAAGAAUAAUAAUAAGAAUAAUAAAGGUGAUGAUGAUACAAUGAAGAUGGAGAAGCCAGAAAUAUUGGGAAUGGCAAUUGCUAUACAACAGCCCGUGGUGUCAUUUUGAAAACGGAGAACUCUCCACACACAUGAGCAAUUAGCAAGCAACACAGGAAGUGAUGCGGUGGAAGUAGGGCGGGGCCUGUGGCCUGCUAGCGCCAUUACUGGAGGGGGAUGUGGGCAUUUUCUCAUCUAGCAAACCCAGCCCUGAUCUUGGUCUGAUGAUGCUGGGCUUUCAACUUGCCUGGUGGGCCAAAAACUCAGAAAGUAACUUAAAGCUGUCAGGAAGGGAAACAGGAAAGAAAAAGAGAAAAACCAUCAACCUCUGGGAACCUGAUCAAACGAGGGCACAACUGUAUUACCUCAAACAUUUAAAAGAAAAAGAAGCAGCUAAAGAGCUUUAUAUUCUUUUUCCUCUAUUUUUUUCCUAAGAAAAAAAAUUAAAAUGAAUAAAUAACAUUAAAGCCAGUGAAAUGGGAGAAGAAUAAAAAAGGGUUUGGAAGAACCCCGAAGAGAAUCCUCCUGGCCACUCUUAAAUUUUAGUUUUGAGUCUUCUGAGCCACUGCAAAAGUUUUUUGAACUUUGAGUUUGCUUUUCCUAUUUGAGCAGGGAUUUGUUCAUCGAAUAAGAAAUCAGGAGUCACUAACAGGGUAUUUCAAAAAACAGAACAAAACCAAGCUACCAACGCUUCCGAAUUCCCAGUUAAGGGGAUGGAGGGGGUUGACCGCCAUGUUUCUACGUCUCACCCUUCACGCUUGCCAAGUCAUGCAGCCACUAACAUAGACACACAAAAAGAGAAAAAAAAAUUCUUCCUUUCCUUCUCUCUUUUGAUUUUAAGAACAACGACAAUUUCUCACUAAAACCUAAGAAAGAUGUUCACGCAAUACCGGCAACACGCCCACUUACAACCAACAUGCAUCCCGACGGAAAGCAAAAAAUAAA
Messenger RNA from Euleptes europaea (tarantolino), 3002 nucleotides. RefSeq names its product mex-3 RNA binding family member A (gene MEX3A). Gene Ontology annotation, molecular function: RNA binding. The record is from RefSeq and is a predicted model, not a curated record. Bases 105 to 1817 code for a protein of 570 amino acids. The transcript has 2 exons. Lineage: Eukaryota; Metazoa; Chordata; Lepidosauria; Squamata; Sphaerodactylidae.